GCAGCCUGAACCGGUAGCUUCGAGUUUGAUUCCGAUUCGCAGUAAUACGGCAAAGAUGAGGAUGACAAUGAAAAAUGAAAUGAAGUGGAGCCUGUGCGUCUCGAAAGGGGAGUGAUUCGCUGAUUGGAAUCUUAGUUGUAAGAAGGCGACUAAAAUACUCACACAGCCGAAUAAAACUUGGGCAUUCUGGUGAAUGCAACAACAAGAAGAACAGGGGAAAAAAAUUAGCGCAUAAACAAAUUGGAUUUUUUAGGGUGCAGUGUAUAGGCUGAGUUGUAGUUUUUGAUUUUUAAUUUUUAAUUUUGAAAAAAUAUUUCAGUCUUAUUUAAAAAAAAUUAAGUAAAAAAUAUUUUAACAU
Molecule: messenger RNA, 358 nt
Organism: Rubroshorea leprosula
Lineage: Eukaryota; Viridiplantae; Streptophyta; Magnoliopsida; Malvales; Dipterocarpaceae
Source: the annotation of a GenBank genome assembly